AAACCAUCCACCACCAUCCUGCGUCUUCAGAGCUAAAGUCGAGCAAGAAGGAGGGACUCGAACCAAGAUUUCCCCCUGAGUCAUUUUAAAAUAAUGUGGGUGGAUCUGUGAGAGGUUUAUAAAGAGGCUGGUACUGAUGACCUACAGAUGUGGGAAUAACUGGGGAGGAAUUUGGAGAAAAACGCUGCAGCUGUUUAAAGAAAAGUUCAGGAAGGUGUCCAAUUUUAUACAGAGAAGUGUUUUAAAAGAAGAAGAAGAAGAAGAAGAAGAAGAAGAAGAAGAAGAAGAAGAAGAAGAAGAAGAAGAAAACUGAUAUUUUUGAAUGCUUCUCUUCCAAAGAUAAGGAUCUUUACCGUGCCUCCAUGGAUCUCAGACAGUAUAUAAUCCUGUGCAUUUGUGCUGUAAAUGCACUUGUUGGGGGCUGUCCAGGACAAUGCCAGUGCAAAAACAACAUCACUCUGUGCAAAGGAUAUGAAAUUCAAGAUUUUCCUUCCCCCAUUCCCUUAAAUACAAGCUCUCUAAUUAUUUUCCAGACUAACAUCAAGUCACUGAAACCAGCUGAUUUUGAGACAUUUGCUGAGUCUCUUACAGUGUUGAAAGUCUCGGCUUCAAAGGUAACGGUGGUGCAACCUCAUACCUUUGACAAGACACUCCACCUAGCCAGUUUAACGCUUUCAGAAACUGAGCUAUCUUCUCUACCAAAGAACAUAUUUGCUCCUCUUCAAGUGUUGAAAUCAUUAGACCUUAAGAAAAACAUGCUGAUGACUAUUCCACCAAAGACAUUUCAGGGACUGAGUCUUUUGGAGAAACUCCUGUUGCAGGAAAACAACAUCAGGGACUUAUACCCAGAGAGCUUCCACGGACUUCACAAGCUCAAGGUCUUGACCCUUAAACAGAAUAAGCUGGAGGGGAUAUCAAGCAAUGUCUUUGACGAAAUGGUGAACCUUGAGUCUUUGCAUCUCCAGAACAAUGUCAUCCGAGACUUACCUUCAGGACUUUUCUCGCAUCAACAGAAGCUGCAAAAGCUCUACCUCUCUAACAAUAGGCUAUCUUAUCUUCCUGAAGGUAUCUUCUUGGACUUGCCGAAUCUACAGCAGAUCUCACUUUACGACAACCAGCUGCAGACGCUCUCUCCCAACAUCUUCGGCCCUAUGCCCCUGCUCCAAGAACUGUGGCUUUAUGACAACAAGUUAAUUCAUCUUGAUAAAAACGUGUUCAGCAAUUUAACUCAUUUAAAUCUUCUGGUGGUCAGCAGGAACCAGAUCUCAUACAUCUCUCCUGGUGCCUUCAAUGGAUUGACUAAGCUGGAAGAGAUCUCUUUGCAGUCCAACCUCCUGACGACCCUCGAUGAAGAAGUGUUCAGAGGUCUCCAUAAUUUGGCUAACAUAUCUCUGAGAAACAACCAGAUUGAUAACCUUCCUGGGAAGCUUCUCCUUGAUCUCUCUUCCUUACAUCAGCUGGAGCUUCAAAAUAAUUCUCUAAUGCAUUUACCCGAGGAACUUGUACGCUCACUAACCAAGGCUACCAAUGUAGUGAUGUCUGAAAACCCCUGGAAGUGUGACUGUAGCAUCUUACCGCUUCGAGACUGGCUAUUGAUGUACUCUAAUAAAGUAACCAACAGCAUGUCCAUCAAGUGCUCAAGUCCAGCAUUGUUGGUGAACAUGAGUAUUAUAAACCUUACAAAUGAUACCUUUGACACAUUUACUGAGUCCACCACUUCAGGUGCUUCGACAAUUCUUCCCACGGCUAACAACACAUCAGUCUCAGAAAAAGAAGACCGCACCGACGAUCGAUGGAACAUACACAUGAUUGUUAUAGCUGUGGUUUGCUCUGCAGUUAUUGUGACUAUCUGCAUCUGCGUCGUCUGCUGGAGGAGAAGCAACCGACGGGGCAGUCAAAACAUAGAACACUAACCUUUUAAAAUAUCUUGUUUAUCAAUAACAAUGUUUAUCACAAUCCACAUGUGAAUACUGAAUGACCCUGUGGAAGCCCCGCCCCUUUCCACCAGCUUUCAUCACAUUAUUUCUUCAUGUCUCGAUUUUUUUUUCUUGCAGCAUUCUUGUUUAUUGUCAAGCCUGAAGGAGCAAAUGACAAGUUUUGAUUUCAUUAGUGUGUCAUUUUAAAGCCAGCUAACUUUAGACCUUAGAAUUGAAUAUUUCUAUUUAUUUAUAUAAUAUUUUGGACCAGAAAAGAACGAAUAUGUCGACGAUGAAUGACGUAAAACACAUUACAAAUCAUUUUUAUGGUACUGCUGAUCACAAAGAUGGGCAAGCUUGUCAUGAUAGAUAAUGGAGAGUGUGUGUGUGUGUGUGUAUGUUCAAUGCAAUCCAAUUCAAUUCAUGGUCUCAAAAGGAGCUUUACAGAAAUUCAAAUUAAGAAUGACAAAGUUUGACACUUCAAUUUAUAUUUAUCCCUAAUAAACAAGCCAGAGGUGUAACGAACUAUACAUUAUUAAACCUGUUAUAUAGACCAACAGUAAUAAAGCUCUGCAGGAAUUAAUCUCAAAACACGGAAAUGAGUCCACAUUUUUGCAAUUCCGGUUCCAUCAUCGCAAAGUCAAUGAUUUUUUUUUUCUUUGGUUAAAUGCCCAAAGAAUUCAGGGUCCACCGAACUGCCACUGAUCCCUGGUCCCUGAUCAAAGCCCACAACCUUCAGUUGCUUAAAAUGAGAUAAAAUGUAAGUUGUUCUGAAUAAGAAUGUUUGCUAAAUGCUUGAAAUAUAAAUGUUUUUUACUCUUUUAAACGUCUUGACAAAGGUGGUUGUGUUGGGGACAAGUGGUUGAAUUGUACUAUAGAUGAUGUCGGAGGUGUUAAACAUCAUCUAGUACUACAGUCUGGAUGAAUUUAUACUAAUUACACACUGCACAUGGUCAUUCAUUUGGAUUCAUCCACAGAAAGAACAAUGUGUGUGUGUGUGUGUGUGUGUGUGUGUGUGUGUGUGCAUUUUAUUCUGUUUUUAAUUAAAGAUUGAAAGAGUCAGUGGGGGUGAUGUUGAAGUCCUGUGACUGACUGUGAUCCAGUAAAUUUAUAGUUUUUAUAAACUUGAGCUUUUUUUGUGUGUAUUUAGGCUUCUGUAUUGAUUACGUUGUGUUAGUUUGUGAAAAAUCCUACUGGGAAUCAGUGAUGAUCUAAAAUACAUCCUUUAUGCAGCACUCUGUUAUUUGCGGUAUUAUUAUUAAUUUCUUUCUCUGUUUGGCUGUAAAACAAUAAACAUAAAAUGUUAAAGAAAUUGGAGCGUUUGGUUGAAUAUAGAUUGUAGAUUUUUAUGUCCUUCCUGUUUGCUUUGUGCUAUUCAGUAAAAGCCAGAAAAGCUUUAUCCUAACAA
Messenger RNA from Tachysurus vachellii, 3324 nucleotides. Its product is annotated as leucine-rich repeat-containing protein 15-like. Bases 363 to 1913 code for a protein of 516 amino acids. The transcript is spliced from 2 exons. The record is from RefSeq and is a predicted model, not a curated record. Gene Ontology annotation, cellular component: plasma membrane. Gene Ontology annotation, molecular function: protein binding. Lineage: Eukaryota; Metazoa; Chordata; Actinopteri; Siluriformes; Bagridae.